This is a messenger RNA of Prosopis cineraria, 2399 nucleotides long. Its product is annotated as probable inactive ATP-dependent zinc metalloprotease FTSHI 3, chloroplastic. Gene Ontology annotation, cellular component: chloroplast thylakoid. The record is from RefSeq and is a predicted model, not a curated record. Gene Ontology annotation, molecular function: ATP-dependent peptidase activity; ATP binding; ATP hydrolysis activity. NCBI's taxonomy places the organism in Eukaryota, Viridiplantae, Streptophyta, Magnoliopsida, Fabales, Fabaceae. Gene Ontology annotation, biological process: proteolysis.
CACAGGAAAACGUCCACUUUGCUUCUCUUCUUCCACGUUUAGCACAAUUACACCAUAAUCCCACAUUUUUCUUUCAGGCUCGGCAAUCCCCUAUCUUCUUGCUGAAAUAUCAGAGAUAAUAGUAGCACUCUUCUUGUCUUCAUGGGAGACGAUGGCUUCGAGAAAAUCUUUAGCUACUUCAUCUUCCGUAUAUUCUCAUUCUUGAAAAUUUGGAUAAGAUAAAAUGCAGUUUAGUGGGAACUAGCUAGCAGGUUUUCUGGAUAUAUGUAUUCUUUGAGGUAUGGCUUGUUUUUCUGUUACUUGUAGUGCUGGCUUAUCUGUUAGCCACGACAAUUUUGGAGUUAGUAUGGCGGGAUCAAGAUAUUUUGGGUCUCGUGGUGUUUUCUGCACUCGCUCGUUUCAUUUUCCUUCUGUGAGGUUUAAUCAUUGCUUCGAAUUUCAACAUGGGUUGUUCUGCAAUCAUAAACUUGACUAUUCUGACCAAAACUUGUCGAGGUUUCCAUAUGGUUCUAAUUCUCGUUCUCAACAUGAUCUUGUCCGUAACAAUGGAAUUGAACCUCUGAUGAAUGGAAGUAGAGAAGAUAGAAAGACUCACUAUGGUAAAGGGGAAGGCAAUAGCUUUAGAAAGAGAUUUUCUUUGAGAUUACGGCCAAGGUUACGGUUACUAGCGACAAGAAUUAAAAGGUUUCCGAUUAAAUCCUUUUUGAAUGAGGUGGGAAUCUUUAUACGGAAGAAUAUUAGAGCAGUGGCAUUUUCUACCUCAGUUUCCAUUGUAUUGGGCCUUUGUUACCUGUUUCUGAAAUUGACGGCAUUGCCCUCUCCAACAAUAGUUCCAUAUUCAGAUUUAAUUACGAACCUUCAAAAUGGAUCUGUUACUAGAGUUUUACUUGAAGAGGGAUCUCGACGGAUAUAUUAUAAUAUGGACUCUCAGAAUGUUAAAGACAAGCAAAUUACUGAUAAAGAUUCGCAAGAAAUGAAUGUUUCAGUUGAUCAAGAUGUGAAUAAGAUUGCAAGUGAUGACACUUCAAAAACUGGCCCAACGAAGCUAGUGAAUGUACUAGGUAAGUUUUCAAGGACCCGAACUUCUGUUGCUGAGUGGCAGUAUUCCACAAGAAAGAUUGAUCAUGACGGAAAAUUUCUUGUUAGUUUAAUGAGAGAAAGGGGGGUUACAUAUAGCUCAGCCCCUCAGUCAAUGUUAAUGUCAAUGAGGACUACUUUGGUAACAGUGUUAACUUUGUGGAUACCUCUGAUUCCAUUGAUGUGGCUUCUAUAUCGUCAACUUUCUGCUGCUAAUAGCCCUGCAAAGAAGCAAAAAGCUCAUACCCAAAAUGUUGGAUUUGAUGAUGUGGAAGGUGUUGAUGCCGCGAAAGUAGAGCUCAUGGAGAUAGUUUCAUGUAUGCAAGGAGAUAUUCAGUACCAAAAGCUAGGAGCCAAGUUGCCAAGAGGUGUAUUACUGGUAGGUCCUCCUGGAACUGGGAAAACAUUACUUGCACGUGCAGUUGCUGGAGAAGCUGGUGUACCGUUUUUCACUGUAUCAGCCAGUGAAUUUGUCGAAUUGUUUGUGGGAAGAGGAGCAGCAAGAAUUAGAGACCUUUUCAAAGCAGCAAGGAAAUUUGCACCAUCAAUUAUAUUUAUUGAUGAAUUAGAUGCUGUUGGAGGCAGACGUGGGAGAAGUUUCAAUGAUGAGCGUGACCAAACAUUAAAUCAGUUGCUGACAGAAAUGGAUGGAUUUGAGUCAGAGAUGAGAGUAGUUGUUAUUGCAGCAACAAAUAGGCCAGAAGCAUUGGAUCCGGCUCUAUGCCGUCCUGGUCGUUUCUCAAGGAAAGUGUUCGUAGGAGAACCCAAUGAAGAAGGAAGGAGAAGGAUACUGGCUGUACAUCUAAGAGGAGUUCCUCUGGAGGAAGAAACCAGCAUUAUAUGUCAUUUAGUUGCUUCUCUCACCCCUGGUUUUGUAGGUGCUGACUUGGCAAACAUUGUCAAUGAAGCUGCUUUGCUUGCUGCUCGUAGAGGCGGUGAAACUGUGACUAGAGAAGAUAUAAUGGAAGCUGUUGAAAGAGCAAAGUUUGGAAUCAAUGAAAAGAAGUUGAGUCCUAAUGCAAUAAGCAAGGAGCUAGGGAAGAUGUUCCCUUGGAUGCCAUCAUUGAUGGGUAGAAGUGAUAGAACACAGAAUGAUUCACAAGGACCCUUUGGCUAUCAAGCAUUGAGCUCAUGAAUGCGUUUGCACGGAUGUUUACAUCCAUUUUACUUCUCGAGGAUUUGUUUCCUUGCUUGUUAGUAAUAACAAAUUUUGAUCACUUGUUAGAUAUCUUAAUCCCAUUGGUGGUUAGGCAACCACUGUAUUCUUUUGCAGAACUGUCAAAUUUGUUUUAAUAUGAGAAGGGGCUUAAUCCUCAGUAAAA